Messenger RNA from Schizophyllum commune H4-8, 886 nucleotides. RefSeq lists its product as uncharacterized. The record is from RefSeq and is a predicted model, not a curated record. Bases 1 to 618 code for a protein of 205 amino acids. The transcript has a single exon. NCBI's taxonomy places the organism in Eukaryota, Fungi, Basidiomycota, Agaricomycetes, Agaricales, Schizophyllaceae.
AUGCGUCCCCUUAGACGACCACAAGACCAUCGCCGUGCCCAACGAGCCGCUCAUGAUCGGCUGGGAGACCAACGGCGAGAGUCAGGACGAGCAAGACGAGCAGGACAGCCCGCAAAGGCUUUCCUUCAAGGAGGGUCACUCGGCCGGGGAGGAGCGUCUGCCCACGCCGUCGCCUACCUCGCCCCACCCGCGCGACUCCCACUCCCACUCCCCCAACCGCCCACCGCGCCCGCCCAUCGUCAUCGAGUCCGUGUCCUACGUCGCCGCGGGCUUCCUCCUCGGCGCCGUCUUCGCGGUCAGCCUAAUGUCGAUGCAGCGCAGGGCCGCGGUGGUGGUGUACGGGAGCUUGACGUAGGUGGUGUCUCAAACGGUGUGCGUUUGCCUUGCUCUCCCUGUCUGCCAUUCCAUCUAUCCUCCUAUCCCAUCCUAUCCGCCACACUCUACCACACCCUACUCAUCUGUACGUGCGCUCCCUCUCCACACCACCUGUACGAAAAACGAGUGUACUAUUUAUGUAUGUACAUACGGGCAGGCCUCCCGACAGACAGCCUCUUUGGGCUCGAUGCCUCUUUAUCUUCUGCGUGCCUCUUCACCUUCUCCAUGCCUCUUUGCCUGUAGCUCCUUCGGCUAUAGACUUACUCACCUGGGUUGACUAUGACUUUAUGUACUAUGUACCUCCUUUCGCCUUCGCCCCUCCAUGUAGUGAACCUACGAUGUGUAUACCUGUAUCGGUGUACGCACUCCUACGUGCACUUUACUUUUAUCUUUACUUUCACCUUCGCCUUCACUUGACGUGUACUAUUCUACGACCUUGUAACGCUACUAUACGGUGUAUAGAGACGAAUUGAGAUGAUUUUAUGGGAUGACUGAGCGGAGAAGGCUUUUG